Molecule: messenger RNA, 3495 nt
Organism: Coccinella septempunctata (seven-spotted ladybird)
Lineage: Eukaryota; Metazoa; Arthropoda; Insecta; Coleoptera; Coccinellidae
Gene: bma
Product: SCY1-like protein 2
Exons: 17
Coding region: 567-3230 (887 amino acids)
Biological process (GO): protein phosphorylation
Molecular function (GO): ATP binding; protein kinase activity
Source: RefSeq, a predicted model, not a curated record
AUUUGGGAAAUCGGUGACGUGGUCCCAGGCAGGUGAAAACGACGCUGGCGGCCACAGAGGCGUCGGUUGGUGGGACACGGUCUCGUAGAGCAAGCGCGUUGCCGUUCGUCAGGUAGCGAUCAGGGAAUCGGCUGGCCUGGCCGGGCAGCAGAAUAUUCGCGCAGUUCAUCUAGUCAUCUACGAUAACAUCGCUACAGGUUCUAACCCGUUUCGACGGACAAUCGCAACAGGUAGCCCGCUCGAUCUUUUUCGCUCUCGCGUUAUCGCGCCCGCUAUUUGACUGACGGUUUUAAUACGGCUUAAUAACAUUAUAGAUUGUGCUCUGGUUACCCUCGUUGUUGGAAAAUUCAUUUCGGACGAGUAAAUCGAGUUUUCGAACUCUGUUUUGCGAAGUACGUGCUAGUUUCGAAGUUUUCAUCUGAGCGGAAUGGCCAAUGUUCGUGAUAGCACGAUGUGUUGAUAACUUGAUGGCUAUCGUAACUGUCCUGAAUACCUGAGCGCACACGCAAACCACGCAGCCGUUUCCACACACAACAGCAAAAAUAGAGUCCUCCAAGCUGCAGCAAAUGAAAGAGACUUUCAAGUUCUCGAUGCCGGCUACGACGAUGUUUUCCAAAUUCAAGAGUGGGGGUGGAACCCAGAAUUGCUUGGAGACCAACCCCAUCGUACAAUAUUUCGAAAUUGGAAAACAGGUCGCAUGUGCUGGACCUGAACUUGUGUGGAAAAUUCACGACGCUUACAGGAAGAGCGAUGGAAAGGAAUGCUCCGUGUUCAUAUUCGAGAAGCGAUGUGCGGAAAAGCUGCACAAGCCGAAGCGGAAGGAGACCGUAACGGAAAUCCUUCGUGCUUCCGUCAGGCAACUGGAGCGAUUCAGGCAUCCCAAGAUCCUUCACGUGUUGCAUCCGAUCGAAGAGUGCGCCGACACGCUGGCGUUCGCUUCCGAAGCCGUUUACGCCAGUUUGGCCAACAUUUUGGCCUGUUACGAGGUGAGCGGAAGUCAGAGCGGCAUUAAUACAGCUUCUAAUCAGCCGCCGCAGAGGCCGCAACACGCUAGGGAGUACAAUUUCUUGGAUAUCGAGUACAAGUAUGGCAUCCUUCAGAUAACAGAAGCGUUAUCCUUCCUCCACUACUCCGGGCAUGUGUUACAUCGAAACGUGUGUCCUGCCAGCAUUCUGGUGACGAAGAAAGGGACGUGGAAGCUUGCAGGUCUAGAAUUCAUAGAACGCAUAAAUGACGUUGAUGGAGUAGAGCCAAUCCCAUGCCAGCCGUGGACCUCGAGAUUAUCCAAAAUGGCACAGCCCAAUCUGGAUUACACGGCCCCCGAAACUCAAACACAAUCUGUUUGCAGUAUCCUUAGCGACAUGUAUUCCCUCGGGAUGGUUAUAUGUUCCAUUUUCAACAAUGGAAAGCCACUGAUUCAGUCUGGGAACUCCACUUCUGCAUACCUUAAACAAUUGGAGCUUCUGGAAGAUCAAGUACAAAACAUUCUGUCAAAAAUACCACUGCCACUACAAGAAGCAACCGUUAGACUCCUUAGUAAGGAUACAAGGCAGAGACCAACUGCGCAACUUCUUACCCUCAUAAAGUAUUUCAGUGAUCCAUCAGUACACGCGCUCCAGUUCCUAGAUGUGAUAAAUAUGAAGGAUCCAACUCAAAAGGCACAUUUUUAUCGAAUUACCUUGAAAGAGGCCCUUCCUUUCAUCCCAAAGAAACUAUGGUACCAACAUAUUUGGCCUUCGUUGCAGCUAGAAAUGCGUAGUCAAGAAGUGUUAGCUGCUGUACUACAACCAGUGUUAUAUUUAAUUCAAGAUUCGACUGUAGAAGAAUACGAGUCGCUAUUACUUCCGUCCUUUAGGAGUGUCUUCUCUGCACCAAAAACAGUCCAAGCGACCGUUACUCUCCUGGAGCACUUACAUAUUAUUUUAGAGAAAACCCCACGUGACGACAUAAGGACAGAGGUUCUUCCUAUGUUGUACAAUGCCUUCGAAAGCACCACGAUACAAGUUCAGAACGCAGCUCUAAUUGCAGUGACGAACGUUUCGGAUUACUUAGAUGAUACGUCGAUAAGAAGAAUAGUAUUAACGAAAACGAAAGCAAUCUACGAGAAGAAUCAAACGGAUAUGAAGAUAGUCUCUAGCGUCCUGUCGUGUGUGGAAAGGACCUUAGGGAGGCUGGAUAAGGGUCAGAUCAUAGACGAAGUGCUACCUCUACUGUAUGACAUAAGGCUGACAGAUCCACAAAUAACCUUGAGGGUCGUAAAUAUUUAUCGAUUGAUGAUCAGCGAUAAAAAGUACGGUUUGACAGUCAAUCUCAUGGCCACCAAAGUAAUGCCCUCCCUGCUUCCGCAAACCGUCAACCCAUCCCUAAACUUAGAACAUUUCACAAUUCUAAUGGAGGUCCUCCAGGAGAUGCUAGAUCAGAUUGACCGUAAUCAAAGGAACAAACUGAAACUAGACAACCUCUCGUUGCCAAGUCCUGAAAGGCACCGGCCUCUGCGACAUCAAUAUAGCUCCGAUAACAUGCACGUGCCACCCUUCAACAUUCCUAAUUUGAGGAUUGAACAAAGGAAAACUUCCAGUGCUGAGGAUAUGGCCAGAAAGAAUUCUACAGGAUAUCUUCAUAGGAUAGGACAAAGGAAAACUUCGAGCGCUGAGAAUAUGACCAGGAAGAACUCAGGCGGCGUGUUAGGUGGAUGGUGGUUUGGAGGAUCCCCAUCGUCCCCUGAUAGCAACUUCUUGCGAGUGGUCAAUGCCUUCCCGAACAGAAGACUGUCCGAUAAUACCCUAAUGACUCCGAAAAUUCGGAUAGCUCCGUCGUGUGCCUCAUCUCCCGGUGGUACACCUGGAGGAGGUUUGCCUAUAAGAAGACACUCCAGUAUAGGACCCCAAGAGAGGAGAGGAUCGACCGUCAACCUGUCACCACCAACGGGCGCGAUAGGUUACAGCUCGGUGUCCCGAGAGGGCUCGAGCCUGUCGGUGCCGUCCAGUUAUGGCGGCUCGAUGCCCAACACCAGCAGCAGCGUCCCGUUCCUGCUGAGCAGCAGCAUGCAGAGCAUCCGCUCGCGGCGCCCGUCGGCGGUGCUCGGCGGCUCGCAAGGCUCGCAGGGCCUCCUGCAGCAAUUAGGCUCGGGCAUGGUAAGACUCACCUCUUCGUACCAACCGGCCAACGGCAGAACGUUCUCUAGUAGCUCGGUUAGGAAAUGCCCCUCUCUGAAUAUUACAUUUAGCUGAACGUACUACCAGCUAUUCUCAAGAGGUCAAUAAGCAUCAAACCCUUAGCUGAUGACUGAGCACGCAGUUUUUUCAUGAAAUGCGUACAUUUUUGUGAAGAUCUGCAGUGGCAAUCCCGAGCGACAAUCUCAUGCGACCGCACAACUCCAGAACACUCGAACACAUUUUGAUUGUUAUGUAUGUGUGGAUGUUAUCAGGUGUUUUCCGGAUAUGGUACCAAUUGAUUCAACAUUCUCAUCUUCACGCUGAAGGUUUCACACUUACU